UAUCCAAAAUGGGUCAAUACAAGAAAGAAAAACAAAGAGUUUCUCGAGACAAGGCUGGUGGUGAUGAUCGAGCCAAGAACAUUAGAGUCAAAGGUGAAAACUUCUACCGAGAUGCUAAGAAGAUCAAGUACAUCAACAUGUUGAAAGGCGGUAAGGCCAUCCGUGAUUCUCAAGGUCGUAUUGUCAAGGCAGCUGAUUUCCAAAGCAGUGAAGUCAAGACUGCCCGUGUUGCACCCAACAGAAAGUGGUUUGGUAAUACUAGAGUGAUUGGACAAAAAGCUCUUGAAGAUUUCAGAGAAUCUCUCGCUGCCAAAGUUGAUGAUCCUUAUCAAGUUCUUUUGAAGCAAAACAAAUUGCCCAUGUCUCUUUUACAAGACUCUACUAAGCAAACUCGUAUGCAUAUUCUUGAAACUGAUAGCUUCAGCAAUACCUUUGGUAAUAAGGCACAAAGAAAGAAGCCCAAGUUGGCUAUUGGUUCAAUGGAAGAAUUGAUGAGUAAGGUGGACGAUACACAUGACACCUACAAAUCUGAAAAGGAUUCUAGUCUUUUGGCUAACAAGGAGUCUGAUUAUUCUGAAGCUGGCCGCGCCUGGUAUCUUCAAGCAGGUCAAUCCAAGCGUAUUUGGAAUGAACUAUACAAGGUUAUUGAUUCUUCUGAUGUUAUUAUUCAUGUCCUUGAUGCCCGUGAUCCUAUUGGUACUCGUUGUCGUAAUAUUGAAAAUUUUAUUCGUAAAGAAAAGCCUCAUAAGCAAUUGAUCUUUGUUCUUAACAAGUGCGAUCUUGUUCCUACUUGGUCUACUGCUCGUUGGGUUUCUCAUCUCUCUAAAUAUGCCCCUACCCUUGCAUUCCAUGCUUCUAUCAACAACUCGUUUGGUAAGGGUUCACUUAUCCAACUCCUGCGUCAAUUCUCUUCUUUGCACAGUGAUAGAAAGCAAAUCUCUGUUGGUUUUAUCGGUUACCCUAACACGGGUAAGUCUUCUAUCAUCAACACCCUUAAAUCCAAGAAGGUAUGCCAAGUUGCUCCUAUUCCUGGUGAGACUAAGGUCUGGCAAUACAUUACUUUGAUGAAGCGUAUCUAUCUUAUUGAUUGCCCUGGUGUUGUACCUCCCAAUGUAGAUGAUGGUGAAGUUGACAUUAUUUUGAAGGGCUCUGUUCGUGUUGAGAAGAUGGCUAAUCCCGAAGACACUAUUCCUACCAUUUUGGAGAGAGUGCGUCAUGAAUAUUUGAAGAGAACUUAUGGUCUCGCAGGCUGGGAAGAUAGUACUGAUUUCUUGGAGCAAAUUGCUCGAAAGACAGGUAAAUUACUCAAGAAGGGUGAACCUGAUGUGCACAAUGUGUCUAUUAUGGUGCUUAAUGACUGGCUUCGUGGUCGUAUUCCUUAUUAUGUUGCUCCUCCUGAAGCUGUCGAGCCUCUUACUGAAGAACAAAAAGAAGAGAAGAAGAACAAGAUUGGUGUUGAACAAAUGUUUGCCAAGAUCAAUGUUACUACUGAGUACAUGGAAGAUGAUUUGGCCAACAAUGCUCAAUUGAUUGCCGAAGAAAGAGCUAAGGCUAAGGCCAAGAAGGAAGAAGAGGAAGCUAAUGCUGCUGCUAUCGAAAAGAAUACUUCUAAACAAAAGAAGAAGGCUGUUGCUGCCGAACCUGAAGUUACUGAUUGGGAUGAAGUUUUUGAAAGUGUUGUUGGCGAGGAAGGUCCUAUUGUCAAGGCUCCUGUUAUUGAAGGUGAAGAAGAAGAUGAAGAAGAAGAGCAAGAAGAGGUUGAUAGUGAGCUCGAAAUGACUGAUGAUGAUCAAGAAGAAGAAGAGGAAGAAGAACAACCUGUCAAGAAGGCUAAGGCGAAUAACAAUGAAGUUGAAGUUGAUAGAAAGAAGAAGAAGGUUGGUGUUCACUAUUAUGAAACUGCCAAUGUCAAGAACAAGAACCGUAACAAAGUUAAGCCUGAUGAAACUAAGAAGAAGGUACUUCACUCUCGCUUAAAGGGUUCUGCUGUUUCUGGUAACAAGCGCAAGAGAAACUAAACUAUACAUAUUCUUUCAUAUACAUCUAUACAUAUAAUCACCCCCCCCCACACACACACACACACACAUUAAAGCCUUUUUUUAGAUUCUUAUUUAUUUCUGUAAUCGCAUUGUAUCUGAUCAAUUAAAUAAAAAGAAAAAACAUGAAGCACUUUUGUUUAAA
Molecule: messenger RNA, 2181 nt
Organism: Gilbertella persicaria
Lineage: Eukaryota; Fungi; Mucoromycota; Mucoromycetes; Mucorales; Choanephoraceae
Product: NUC091 domain-containing protein
Exons: 3
Coding region: 9-2018 (669 amino acids)
Cellular component (GO): nucleolus
Molecular function (GO): GTP binding
Source: RefSeq, a predicted model, not a curated record